UAUCUUGUUCAGAGUUGACUGCAUUUUUUGCGUGAAUUCACACGUGUCGUUCUUAAAUGGUUGUCGAAGCACUCGAGUCAUGGAUAGAGAUUUGCAACGAUGCCUGGACUUACUAAAGGAGAACGACGACCGUGUGCGAGAUGAUGCAGAAAGUGCAUUGUUAACUGUCUGUCAGAAUAUCUUAUCGCAUCCGAAUGACAAGCAAUAUCGGGAAGUGCAUCUCGACAAUCCUGUUAUUGAAAAAUUGCUACCCGCUGCUGGAGCUAUGGAAUGUCUAUUCGAUAUUGGUUUCGUUGAGGUUUCUGAUUCCCUUGUCCUACCACAAGAAGCACCUCUCUCAAAGUUACAAACCCUCCAAAGCUUGCUUUCCAAGAAGCCUUCCGCUAAAAAAAAUGUUGUGAAUACGUCAGCAGCCUACAACUUGUUGCCCAAAACAUCAAAUCUGAAAGAAAGAGCAUUCUUGACAGAAAUUAUACACUCUUUUCACAAUGUUAUGCAGUAUGAGGACCCUAGUCUGCAAGAGAAAGCAAGGAGGGUGAUACCUAUUACGAGUCUUCAAAUUGCAACCAUGACUAGGAUUAGAGAAUUGCAAAAACAAGUAAAAUUGAACCAAGCCGAUCCAGACAAGGAUACAGGUAGACGAUACAAAGAGGUCGAUAUAGAUACCAGAGAUUUGUUUCUCAUGGAACUGUCUCAUUGGUUCAAGUACAAAUUCUUUACGUGGGUUGACAGUCCAAGGUGUUCGGCUUGCUUUGGUAGUUGCGAGCAUCAUUCGGUCGUACCUUCCACAGACAUUAGGUGUUCGAGGAUAGAAAUACAUAAAUGUACCAGUUGCGAUAUGUUGGUUAAAUUUCCUCGCUAUUCCGAUCCGGAACCGUUGCUAACUUUAAGACGGGGACGUUGCGGAGAAUGGGCUAACGUAUUUACGCUCAUGUGUCGAGCGUUGGGAUACGACGCGAGAUGGGUACAUGAUCAGACAGAUCACAUUUGGACAGAGGUAUGGUCGAUACACGAAAACAGAUGGAUUCACAUAGAUCCAUGCGAAGACGUUAUGGAUCGUCCAUUGAUGUACGAAAAGGGUUGGAAGAAACAGUUGACUUAUAUAAUAGCUUUCUCGAAGGACGAAGUACAGGAUGUUACCUGGCGGUACACGCGUGAUCAAGUAGGCGUAAUGAAAAGACGAAAACUCUGUUCCGAAAGUAAUUUAUUACAGCUGAUCGAGUCGCUGAACAAUCAUCGUCAAUUCUCUGCCAAUUAUAGCGCAGCUCGUAGGCAAUACGUGUUAAAACGGAAGCUCAUGGAGCUCGUGGAAUUGAUAAGCAUACCGGAGAAACAGAACUUCGUCGACAACAGAAAUUAUGGGGAGAGAUCCACCGGUUCUUACGAAUGGAGACUAGCGCGAGGGGAAGUUUCUCAAACAAAGUCGGAAAUAAACUAUUCCUGGGACGUUUCAAAGUACGGGGAAGCGUUUCAUCUGUAUUACUCAAUUGUUAAAGACACGUACAAUGUGAUAAAUAACGAUGGGAAAAUAUUAACAUCCGUGUUCGGUUGGCAAAAUGGCGUGAGUGGCAUAGAAGGUGAAGUAUUUCGUAAAGUAGAGAACGAUUGGAAAACGGUGUACUUGAGUCGUUCUCCAGAAUGCACCAGCGGUCAAAUAAAAUGGAGUUUCGUGGUAACGGAUCCAAAUUUAUGCGUUUCCACUUUUAAUUUGCAAGCUAUGGUAACGGUAUAUCACGGGGCCAAUAUAUUCUGGCAGUUGGAAGCAUUCUUCGACGAUACAGAUCAAAGUAAAUCGCAAAUCUUUCCUAUCAACGAUUGCUCCAAUUAUCGCGCGGACCAAUUAGAAGGGUCGGUGAAAUUAAUUCUCACAGCGACGGUUUCCGGUGGCCAAGGCGAUUGCGCGUGGCAACACGCUCAACUGUUUCGACAAAGUUUAAAAAACGAAGACGACCGAUCUCUGAUUGUUAAUAUCGAAAUGAAAAAUCGGUAGUCGCGAAGAGAGCGGCACAUUUACAAUAAUUAAAAUAACAAAUUCUAUUUAGAGAAACUUUUAUCCAUGAUUUGCAAAUAACGUUUCGGAUAAAGUUUUAGAUAAAAAUUUACAUACGUUAACUUCUAUCCGGAACGGAUGUGAACACUGCGAACAAUUAUUUGGAACAGACGUCGAUAUAGUAACGCAUAAAUCAAAUGUUCAAUAAUUGGUAUAGGUCAGAGUUGGGUGAAUUUUAUUCACGGAUGGGAGUCCACUCGGUGAAUUUACGAAUAAAAUUUACCUAACUUCCGGUAUAGGUGCCUUGCAAUAAUUUAUAUAGGUCUUAAAUUGCGUACAGGCCUCUCGUGUAUGUUUACAAAAUUACAGACUUAAAUGAUGUUAGAAAAAUACGAAACAUUCCAUAAUUAUUAUUUUAGGAGUGUGUACGAUAUGCUGUUUUAAGUGAUAAGACAUAUCAAGUAACAGUUAAUAAGUUAUGAAGAAAAUUAAUUGUCGAGCACUGAAAAAGAAAAUAUAUGAAUAAAAACUUGAAGG
Messenger RNA from Colletes gigas, 2527 nucleotides. RefSeq names its product peptide-N(4)-(N-acetyl-beta-glucosaminyl)asparagine amidase (gene Pngl). Gene Ontology annotation, molecular function: peptide-N4-(N-acetyl-beta-glucosaminyl)asparagine amidase activity. Bases 80 to 1990 code for a protein of 636 amino acids. Gene Ontology annotation, biological process: protein quality control for misfolded or incompletely synthesized proteins; protein deglycosylation; glycoprotein catabolic process. The transcript has 6 exons. The record is from RefSeq and is a predicted model, not a curated record. Gene Ontology annotation, cellular component: cytoplasm; nucleus; cytosol. NCBI's taxonomy places the organism in Eukaryota, Metazoa, Arthropoda, Insecta, Hymenoptera, Colletidae.